Argentina anserina (silverweed cinquefoil) is the source of this 1897-nucleotide messenger RNA. Its product is annotated as alpha-1,6-mannosyl-glycoprotein 2-beta-N-acetylglucosaminyltransferase. NCBI's taxonomy places the organism in Eukaryota, Viridiplantae, Streptophyta, Magnoliopsida, Rosales, Rosaceae. Gene Ontology annotation, cellular component: Golgi stack; Golgi membrane. The coding region runs from base 376 to 1725 and encodes 449 amino acids. The record is from RefSeq and is a predicted model, not a curated record. Gene Ontology annotation, molecular function: alpha-1,6-mannosylglycoprotein 2-beta-N-acetylglucosaminyltransferase activity. The transcript has a single exon. Gene Ontology annotation, biological process: oligosaccharide biosynthetic process; protein N-linked glycosylation.
AAAGCUUCCUUUCUAGUCGCCCCCUGCUCCCUGAGUCAGUCAACUCUGCAAUCCAAACCGUCCAUCUCACCACUUCCACCAAUUUGUGUGCUCAAAGAUUGGACCUUUACGCCUGCCCAUCUCCCCAUUUCUCAAUUAAGAAACCCAAUCAACCCAUAUAUUCACUUUCCUCGUCAAAGCUUUGAUUUUUAUUACAUCAAGUUCUGGGUUGGUUCAAUCUCAGUACGCAGAGUCUGCCUUGGAGGUUUUUGCUACUUACCCUUUUGCUAGUCUGGUCUCUUCUCAAUCGGGUUGGUCUUGUUUUUCAAGUUUGAACUCAAAGUUUUGAUCUUUGCCUUCAUCUGGGUUUUUGUGUUCGCUCUGUAAUAUAUAGCUAUGAAUAUACUAGUAAGACUGAAACGUGUUUUACUGCCGUCUGUUGUUGAUCCCAUGGCUUAUAGUAGUAGUGCUGGUAAGAAGCAGCGUCUGAAAGACUAUGCCUCUUUCCGGCGAUUCGUGUCACUUGUUUCGAUUACAUGCUUGGCAGUUUUUCUGCUGGUUUUCCUGUUAAGAAUGAAUUCAAGUUCGAAUUUUGGGGUGCCCUUUUCGGAUGAGUUUGAUGAGGUGUUGCCUAGGAGUUAUAAUCGAUCACUUAUUAGCCGAAGACUUAACCUUCCCAAGCAGAAUGAUUUGUCAAUUGAGUUGGAGAAGAGAAAUCAGAUGCCUCCUAGAAACUUAGAUCUGUAUCCGAGUCUAGCUAAGGAUCAUAUAACUGUUGUUCUAUAUGUACACAACCGACCGCAAUAUCUGAAAGUAGUUGUUAAUAGUAUAUCUCAGGUUAUAGGAAUCAAUGAGACUUUACUGAUAGUUAGUCAUGAUGGGUACUUUGAGGAAAUGAAUAAGAUUAUUGAGGGUAUUAGGUUUUGCCAAGUGAAGCAGAUAUUUGCUCCUUUCUCGCCCCAUGUCUUUCCCAGUGGCUUUCCGGGAGUGUCACCUGCGGAUUGUAAGGAGAAGGAUAAUGCUGCAGAGAAGCACUGCAAAGGGACUCCUGAUCAGUAUGGGAACCACAGGUCGCCAAAGAUUGUGUCCUUGAAGCAUCAUUGGUGGUGGAUGAUGAACACGGUGUGGGAUGGAUUGAGUGAGACUAAGGAACACAAUGGUCAUAUUCUUUUCAUAGAGGAAGACCACUUUCUUUAUCCCAAUGCAUAUCAGAACUUGAAGAUAUUGACUGAGCUGAAGCCUAAAAAAUGCCCUCACUGCUAUGCUGCGAAUUUGGCACCUUGUGAUGUGAAUGCCAGGGGAGAAGGAUGGGAUAGUUUGAUUGCAGAGAGAAUGGGAAAUGUGGGUUAUGCAUUUAACCGGACUAUUUGGAGGAAGAUCCAUAAGAAGACCAGCAAGUUCUGCUAUUUUGAUGAUUACAAUUGGGAUAUUACAAUGUGGGCGACAGUUUAUCCCUCAUUCGGUAAUGCUGUUUUCACAUUACGAGGGCCUAGGACGAGUGCAGUGCACUUUGGAAAGUGUGGUUUGCACCAGGGCCAGGAGGGUGAGAAAGCAUGCGUUGAUAACGGCGUGUUGAACUUUCAUGUGGAAGAUGCAGACAAGGUUGCAAACAUCAAUCCAGACUGGGAAGUGCGAGUCUUUGAGAAUCAGCCGGGGUAUAAAGCUGGGUUCAAGGGUUGGGGAGGUUGGGGUGACAAGAGAGACCAUCAGUUGUGCUUGAAUUUUGCUCAGAUGUAUCAUUUAUAGAUAAUAUAAACAUCAAUUCUUCUCUAUCUUUUUGCCCCUGACUGUUGUAAUGGGUAGAAAAUCUGGAUUUCUUUUUGUGGAGUGAUUAAUCAAUGGCAUGAGUAGCUGUUAGGUGUUUGUAUUACCUUUGUUGCUCCAUAAUGUUACAAUCAUAUACACGCUUCAUCUUGAA